AUGAGUAUUUCUUCAAUAGGUGAUGUCACUUUAUAUCCUUGUGAUGAAAAACUUGUAAAAAAUGGAUGGUUUAAUGAUAACUUGAUUUCAUAUCAAAUUGAAUACAUCAAAAAAGAAUUUCCAUUGAAAGAUGCUUUGAUAAUUGAUCCAUUAGGAUAUGUGUUAUUAAGUCUUGGGGAUGAUAAACAAUUGUUAAAUGAUUUAAACGCAAAAGAAUACCAUCAUUUAAUUAUCACAGUUAAUGAUUUAACUGAUAACAAUAGUGUAAAUAACGGAUCUCAUUGGACACUUCUUUAUAUUGAUUUAUUUUCCAAAAUGGGAUAUUACUAUGACAGCGUUCCCUCUCAUUCUACUUUUCAUGCAGAAGUUCUUCUAGAUAAAAUAUCUCUUUUCUUUGGCUUUCCUAUUACUUUUUAUAAGGCACAUUGUCCUCUUCAAACAAAUGGACUUGACUGUGGACCUCAUGUUUUAGCAAAUAUUUAUGCGUUAUGUAUUUUAUUAAAGGAUAACAUACGUAGCUUUGAAGUACUUCAUCCACCUUAUACUGCUUCAGAAAUCCGUUCAUUAGUGUACUCAGAGAUUCAUCACCUUUAA
Entamoeba dispar SAW760 is the source of this 594-nucleotide messenger RNA. Its product is annotated as sentrin-specific protease, putative. The record is from RefSeq and is a predicted model, not a curated record. Lineage: Eukaryota; Evosea; Mastigamoebida; Endamoebidae. Gene Ontology annotation, molecular function: cysteine-type peptidase activity; deNEDDylase activity. Gene Ontology annotation, biological process: proteolysis. Bases 1 to 594 code for a protein of 197 amino acids. The transcript has a single exon.